Messenger RNA from Dalotia coriaria, 6260 nucleotides. RefSeq lists its product as uncharacterized. Gene Ontology annotation, biological process: positive regulation of transcription by RNA polymerase II. Lineage: Eukaryota; Metazoa; Arthropoda; Insecta; Coleoptera; Staphylinidae. Gene Ontology annotation, cellular component: nucleus. The transcript has 6 exons. The record is from RefSeq and is a predicted model, not a curated record. The coding region runs from base 471 to 5303 and encodes 1610 amino acids.
CGACAGCCGACGAAAUCGUCGUUGUCGUUGGCUGCGUGUGCGAUACUCGCGUGUGGUUGCCGGCGCGCUGGUCGCCCGCGCCUCUGCCUGUGUAAGUUCCGUGGCUCCGAGUGGCUCUGCAUACGCGCGCGGCGAAGUCUGCAGGAAGGAGUGCAGCCCAAGCGGUGCGAGCGUAGCUCGGCGAACGCCAGCGCCGAAGCAUUCUAUCAGCAGCCCCCGGUCUAUAAACGAGCGCGCCUCGUCGUCCGACAGUGCUGUUAAGUGCAUACGAGUUUACAAGUGCGUGUUAUCAGCGUGCGCGGAGAGCGCAAUAAACGACGCGCUAACUGACAUCGCUGCUCGGUGUUGCCGAGCGCGAACCAUCAAACCAGCGCACAGUGCCAAAUAAUAGUGCACAAGAAGUUCGGACUUUGAACGGAUGCGCGUCGAGUGGCAUCGGGAGCCAUCCAAAGAGGUUUGCGGGGGGUAGCAUGUCCGUGCCGUCGAUGGUGCAUCGAUCUGGUGACACCCUCGUAGUACGAAGCGUCGUCAGCGGCGACGCUCUCUACGGCACCGCGUCGGAGUGCGGCAAGGACGACGACACCUUCUGCAAACCGACGCUGCGUGACAUCGCCGAUAUCGACGCCAAGGACCUUCCAGAGUGCAAGGUCAAACGCAACUACUCCUGUGCCAUUUGCGACUUCUUUACGCAGAACCCUCGCAGCUAUCUCUAUCACCUACGCGAUGUGCACCACGAGAAGGUGAAGAUCUACGAGUGCCCCAACUGCCUGUACGCGUCCAAGCACUUUCAGAAGCUGCUGCGGCACACGAAAAUGGUGCACGGCGGCACCGCCGAAGCAUCCACCACGGCGGCGGCGGAGCGGCCACGCGUUGCCACGCGAAAACGCUCCCUGGAGGAGGACAAUAAUAGCGGUGACGAAUUUGCCGAUGUGAAAGACGUCGAUGACGAUAAGCCAGUGGUGCACAAGUGCUCAAUGUGCGCGUACGUUGCUAAAUCAGCGGCGCAGCUAGGAAAGCAUGAACGGGAAGAGCACAUUAAGACCAAGUUCUUCAGGUGCACUAAGUGCACCUAUGUAACGCACAUGAAGGCGCGAUUCACGAAGCACGUCAAGUAUCACUCGAUGCCGAUGAUUAAGUGCGAUAUGUGCGAUUUUCGCACGCCAUACAAGUGGAACCUAGACCGCCACUGCAAGAAUCACAAUGGACGCGGGACAUUCCGCUGCUCGGCGUGCAACUUCACCGCCGACAUAAAGCAGAGUCUCACAGUGCACGAGAUGAACCAUCACGUGCCGCCGGUCGGGCAAGCCGCCGGCUUGGGUGUCGGCCGCAGACGGAACAAGGUUGGCGCUAGUGACUCGACGGCUGCGGAAGACGGCAUUCAGGUGCCCGUUGCCGAGCAGGAUUACGUCGAACUAGUGCCCCGAAACGCAGCGCAGAAAACAAACGCGUCCGGCAGCGCCAAGGUUGCUGUGAUCGCGUCAAACGGCGGUAAUAAGAACGGCAAGGCGGAAACGGACUUUGUGCAUCCCGACGACAUUGUGCAUCACUCGAAUGGGAAAGUUUACAUUAAAAACAAGUGCCGGUUUUGUACGUUUAAAACAGCUUGGGAGAGCGAGAUGGCGUGUCAUGAGCAGCAAGCGCAUUCGGAUCUAAUGCUUACGCCGCCAAAGAAAAAAGUUACCCGCCCCAUGCCGGGCCUGUUGCCUAUUAAUGUGUCCCCCAAGGAGAAGCGUCCAGAGACGUCCGUAAUGUCCCAAACGGAUAUGGAAAAGAUUCUCGCUGGUAGUGGCAACAGCGACUUGAAAGAUUUCGCCAAACUUUUCGGCGGGGGCGACGACAUGUUUUCGUUGGGCGGUAUGGGACACUCAACGACGUCGCCUCAGCCCAGCUCCUUCUUCGACAAAUUCAAAGUAAACAUGGACGCUGAGAGCCUUACCUGCGAGCAUUGCGGCCAUGAGAGCAAGUACCUCACCGAGCACACCACUCAUAAGAAAUCUUGCGGAAAGGUUCCCGUUCCUACACACAGCAUUACGUCCAUGCAUAAGUUGACCAGUACUAGAUGUCAGUACUGUCGACAACGGUGUAAAUCCUCCAAGGAUCUCUUCAACCACCUGCAGACUUGCGAGGAGGCGCAGAAAGCCAGUAUCAAGCAAGAGGAUAUUGACGUCAGCGAACCAGAGUGUUCUUUAGAAAAUAACAACGACAAAAAACCGCACCCUAUGGAAAAUAAGGUGUUCAUCUGGAACAAUCCCGCCUUAGAUGAUAACGAUUCAACUAAUCCCUACGAGUCCUUUGUGGAAAGCCACAGUCAUGAUCAAGACCAAAUGUCCAUCGAUUUGUCCAUCCGCGCGCAAUCACCGACCAGCGAAAGCAGUGGUAGCCUAAUCAACAACAAUGUGUAUGAGAAGCCACCAACUACCGAAAAGUACUAUCAACCUCCUAUGACGACUUCUACACCUGCUACUACCACAACUACCGACAAGAUACCAACUCAUGGUAAUGACAUUUCCGUAGCGCAACAUAAGCGCGUCUUCAAGUGCCCACAUUGCACAUUUUGGGCGUCGACGGCGUCGCGUUUCCACGUACAUAUUGUAGGGCAUCUCAACAAGAAACCUUUCGAGUGUUCUCUAUGUGCGUACCGUUCCAACUGGCGCUGGGACAUUACGAAACACAUCAAACUGAAGUCGGUGCGUGACCCGGCUCAUGAGAAUGCGAAGGUGCUGAUGACGGAUGAAACGGGCAGGCGCAACUACACAAAGUACAACAAGUACUUAACCGAAAUUCCGCUUAAGGGCGGCCAAGAGGAGACCAGUGGUGGAAUGGGCACCCGCCCCAGAGAAAGGAAGACCGCCUCUGAGCGCAACACAGCUCUACGGCCACCGCCGCAACUGAAGCCCGCCAACGAAUAUCUCAGCAAGGUGCCUUCCAACGACAAGAAGAAAUCGUCAUCCGGGGAUGGAAAGAAAACCUACUGGCAGUGCAAGAAAUGCAACUUUAGGGACCUAUGCAAGGACAAAUGUCUCCACCACGUCAGGGGUCAUGUGCAGGGAUUGUCUAACUCAGGCGACGACAAGAUGGUGCUUACGAAUGAUUCACUGUCGCCGCUGAUGGGAUCUUCGCGCACGAGCGGCACCUGGAGGGGCUCCGAGUUGGAUUCUGAGGCAAGUUUGGCAGGCGGUGGUGUGUCACGGGGGCAAGCGCCCUUUCGUUGCGGCCACUGCCAACAGGUUUCUAACUGGAAGCAUGUCAUACAGCGCCAUUGUCGGUUGAAGCACCAAGGCGAUGUUAAAGUUUUGAUGGGUUCCGCUUCUAACUUGGACGAGUCCUUUGAGCAGAUGGACAUUGUUCAGGACGGCGCCCUCAAGUGCGGGCACUGUCCGUUCUCUAGUAAUGACACCGGUCUGUACCACAUGCAUCUCGAGGGUCAUAUACCCCAAAGUACCGCUACCAUAAAGUGCUUCUACUGUAAUUACUACGUAGCACAGGCUGAGGAUUUGCAGGAACAUCUGAAGCUGCACGGCGCGGGUAAGACGAACCACGGCAUAUUGCCCAAGGAAGACAAGCCGCAAGUCGGCCACGAAGCUGAACAAGCUAGCAAACGAUACAAAUGUGUCACGUGCCCUUACGUGACCAACAGCAAGUCCCAGUUUACAUAUCACAAGCAGUUCCAUCAGCCCAAAAACGGGCAGUACAGUUGCACAGAGUGCAGCUACAAUGUGAGCAAGCGUCAUUUACUUCACCAGCACAUGAAAGUGCAUGGCAUUAUGAUCUCGCCACAGAAGCAAAACGGCGAAGUUCUUGAUCUGGAGGAAAUCACCGACGAGAUGGAGGAAGUGCACUCACCGUCGUUUGACUGGCAGAAUUUACAAGAAAUUCCGCUUGUGUGGGUAUCGAAGGGCGGAAAAUUUUCGAAAAUGUAUCGAUGCAGAUACUGUCCCCAUGUUAAUUUGCGCAAGGUUAACAUUAUGGAUCACGAGAAGAUGCAUGGCAGUCGAGAUCGCAGUUCGCGAUGCGGUGAGACCGAACAUCGCUGUCCUGAUUGUAAUUACGUCUGCAACAAUGCGGGUGUGCUUUCAUCGCACAAUAAGGUUCAUCAGGGUUUGUACGGUGCGGUGCACGGUCUUGUAGAUUCGACUAAGACGGACGAGGAACAAAUUCGCGAAUUGGGUGCGUUGCCGAACUCUUCGGGAAUAAUCAAUCUAGAAGAAGAUAACGAUUUUGAGGGAGAUGAUCGCGAAAUGCUAUUCUUUUGCGACAAGUGUCCAGCACGAUUUCUGAAAAAGAACGAACACUCAAUUCACGUUACGUUCCACGGCGCUGGGUUGCUCAACCGAUGCGAAAAUUGCUCGUACUCUUCGCAGCAGAAAGCUUACUUGCAAGGACAUAGCAAAGUACACACCAAGGAUUACCAAGAGCGCACUAAAACAUUGAUCGAAACUACCGCUAUCAGUUUGGAACACCCGCAGCCGAAUGUGAUUUUUUCUGAUUAUUCAUGGAUUGUGGAAGACGCCACCUCGGACGAAGAAGAGCCCGAGCAGGAAAAUGGUUACGUUUAUAAAAGGAUGAACGUACCUAUAAGCGGGACGGAUUUGUUCUUACAGAAGUCGGAAGCCGAGGCAAAUGAGGGCGCAUACUCAAGUUCAAUGACGCGAAUUGGUAAAAUAAAAGAAAAGCGAUACAAAUGUUCCAAGUGUCCGAGUGCAUUCGAGAAGCGCGAACAAUUUAAGCUUCAUCUUGGACUUCAUGGCUCCAAUCAACAGUAUGCGUGCGCCUCUUGUGAUUAUGCGGUUUCUAAUCAGGCCAAUCUGUUGCAACAUGAGAAAAAGCACAAAUCGAUUAAAUCUUUUGAAGACGAUAUUGAAGAGGUCGAUGCAUCGCCGUCACCGCCGGCAAGAGAUAUGGAUGCAAAGAAACAGUACUGGUGCUCAAUGUGCCCGUACACCAACGCGCGGCGAGACGCGGUCGACAACCACCAGAAGCGUCAUUUUAAACUGUCAGGCCUCCAGAGCAACUUUGUUUGCGAUGACUGCGACUACUCGGUGCCACAGAUGCACCUUUUGCGGGACCACAUGAAACUACAUUUCCUACCCAACAAAAUGCACUCGCCAGACGCCUACAUGGCGCAGGACGUGACCGAAUACUCGAUUAAGGUCGAGGACAAUGACGAGCACGACAAAUACCGACUGGGCGACGAAAUCGAGUCGUCGUCACUGAACAAUAAUGAAGGGGAAAAACUAUAUGUCAAUACGCAGACGGGCGAAAUCGGAGAAUCCGCUAAAGACUCCGAAAUGGAUACUAGUUAAUUUGCUUACUUAUUGUUUGUUUCUUAUUUUAUUUUUUCGAUAAAUUUAAUUUAUAUGCGCAUGAUGAGUAGAGUACAAAGAAUUACAAAGAAAUGAUGAGGAAGUACUAAAGCUGUAAGCAAUCGGUAGGAACAUAUUAAUAUUAAUGGUGCCGGCACCAAAAAUCGGACUUAAUUACCAUUUUAUAAAUAAUUUUACCUAUUAGAAAUUAAUAUUAUUCUAAACAGUUAAUAAUAUGCAAUCAAACCGCCUAACACUACUACGGGUUUCAUAAGUAGUCACAUUAUUAUUAAUCUAAUCAGUCAAGUCAAAAUAUGACGAGUAUUUUUUGUUCUUAAUCUUUUAAUUUAACGAAGCAAAACAAUAACUAUUGAUAUAACACAACACAGUUGAGAAUGGUUUAGUCAAAAUGUCUAGUGAUACUAAAUUAGUGAUUUACAUUGUGUAAAGAAAAUGAUAUCUUAAUGCAGAAGAUAAAGUUAUAUAUUUUAUAUAUAACUAAUUAUUAGGUAGGAAGCAAAAGAUUCAACAAACGAAUCCACAUUUCAUCACGGAACGCGCCUUCGAAAAUUUAUACCUUUUUGACAUGAGUGAAUUGUUGCACGAGUUUUAGAAAAUCUAUUGACAAAACAUUUAUAGAUCCUAAAUUCACGAGAGGGAAAAGAACGCGGACGUGAACAUUUCAUAUGCUUUGCACAGUUUUACAUUACCAGCACUUAGUGCACAUCUGUUUGAUGUGAAACUAUUCAGUACAGUGUCUUUGAGAAGAACGUUUCUUUUGUUUCAAUUGUUAAAUAAUUUUCGUUUUCCUUUUUUAUAAUUAUUUUCCAAUGGAUCAGUGUGUGGGAUUACUUAGUUUUAUGCCAAAGCAUUUAUGCCAAAAUACGCCAUAAAAUAGUUUAAUAUAUUAUAUCUGUUGAAUAAAAUUGAUUAAUAAAACCAAAAUUUAAGGCAUAA